AUGGCUGUGCCCCCAGCCCUGCUGCCCUACAUGCCCCGCGUGCCCCCCGGGGCCCUGCUGGGGAAGGUGACGGCCACCACCUUCGUGCUGGAGAGACCCUGCUGUGUCUUCGACCGGCUCGCCAACACCUCUGAUGCCGUCUGGCUGGUGGUGGCUUUCGCCAAUGCCUCGGCCACCUUCAGAAACCCCCCGUCCCGCGCCGACGUGCCCCUCUACGAGGGGCUGCCCACCGCCCACGCCUACAUGACGCUGGAGACGGCGGCAGCUGCCUACGCCUGCUCGGCACCUGGCCCGGCUGUCCUGCGGGUCGGUGGGGACACGGCGUGCGGGGGCCAGCAUGGCCAGGCAGCCUGCAACGGGCCCCUGCCCUCCCCGGGGCCGUACAGGGUGAAGUUCCUGGUGAUGGACUGCCACGGCCCCAAAGCGGAGACGAGGUGGUCCGACCCCAUCCUCCUGCGGAGAGCCCGCAGCCUGAGCACCGUUGACCCCAUGCCUGUGCGCCGCAGCAGCGACGUGGUCGUCAUCGCCUCCAUCCUGGCCAGCCUCAGCGCCGGGCUGGCCGUGGCAGCGCUCGGUGCCAUGGGGUAUGAGGGCUGA
Cygnus atratus (black swan) is the source of this 597-nucleotide messenger RNA. Its product is annotated as uroplakin-3b-like. The transcript is spliced from 4 exons. Bases 1 to 597 code for a protein of 198 amino acids. The record is from RefSeq and is a predicted model, not a curated record. NCBI's taxonomy places the organism in Eukaryota, Metazoa, Chordata, Aves, Anseriformes, Anatidae.